AAGGCAUCUGAGAACAAAGAAAUCCUCGCUGCCGCCCAUGGAGGAUGGUGACAUAAAUGCAAGGGAGCAGUCCCACACAAUGUUGACCUAAGCUGCUCGGUUAUUCUGACCACCUCCCGCUGAUGGUGGCGUCACCCUGCAGUUGCACUUCUAAAUUUCCAUUCGCAGACAAUGAUCCAAUUCAUUCAAACCUCAGCAACAACAGCCAACAUUCACCAUUUUCCCUCCUACACGCGUCGCCCUCAGAAGCCGCUACUCUCACCGCAUCCGAUCACUACGAGCUCCUCGUUCAUCUUGCAGCACAUUUUGGCCAUUCGAUCAAAGACCUCACUCAAGUCUGCUGCCAUCAAACAGCGCCACGCGCGCCACGCGACUUGAACGACCAUGGCGACCAAUUGGUCCUCCCUCAAGGUGGUCGACCUCAAAGCCGAACUCAAGCAGCGCGAUCUGCCUCAGCAUGGAUUGAAAGCCGAGCUCGUCGCUCGUCUGGAGGAAGCAGACCAGACUGCUGAUGCGCCGCCUCACGAAGACGACGUGGGGCAGGAGGAAGAAAAUGCUGCGGACAGCAACAAUGACCCCGAGAAGCAUCAGCACGGCGACGAGCAUAUGGAGAACGGCGGCCAGGCGUCUGCCGACGAUCAGAAGGGUGUCGAGCCGUCCACGGAACCUGCGCAGGCUGAACAGAUUGCUGGAUCGACCGAGCAAACAGAUCAAGGGCCUCCGGCCACCACAACCGAUGCGCCCGAGCCGGCCAAGGAGGUUGAACAGGACAAUACUGCACCUGUCGAGCCCAUGAAUGCGAGAACAACUGAAGAGCCCCAGGAUGCGAACGCGACCCAUGCUGAGCAGACUGCCCCCAAUGGAGAGCAGCCAGAAUCGCCAAACCCCGAGCCAGCCCGCGAAGACAGCAUGGCUGUCGAUGCAGCGGAAGUCCCACCCCAACCCAAGGAAGCUUCGCCCAUACCCGAAACUGUCCCUCAACCAGAAGACGUGGACGGCACUGUCGCUGCCGACGGCAAUCAGAAACGGAAGCGUCGGUCCGCAAGCCCAUUGCCCAGCGAAGAGUCCAUAGCCAAGCGCGCCCGCGUCGCCGAAGAAUCCCGCGGCGACGAUGGUGCGCCCUCCGUCAGCAUUGCGUCCCGCCCAGACGAAGACGCAACCAUGGGCGACGCAAACGACUACGAGCAAGAUCUUCCCGAACAGAGCGUCGCCCCAUCGAUCCACCACGCGACACCUGCUCUCUACAUCUCGAACCUCAUGCGACCGCUACGCCCGGACGAUGUCCAGGCUCACAUUGUCGACCUCGCUACACCGCGCGGCCACUCGCUGUCGAACGACAUUAUCACCACCUUCCAUCUCGACCAGAUUCGCACGCACGCCUUUGUCGUCUUGACAUCCACAGCUGCCGCGUCGCGCGUCCGCACACUGCUACACGACACGGUGUGGCCCCGAGAGAGCAACAGAAAAGCGCUCUUUGUGGACUUUGUCCCCGAAGACCGCGUCCAGGAAUGGAUCGACACAGAAGCACAGUCGCGACGAGGCACGAGGUGGGAGGUCACAUACUCCUCCGACCCGGAGCCAGAGGCAUCCCUCGUUCAAAGCACGGACGCAUCUUCCCGCCCCACGGGCUCAUUCUCCAAUGCCAUUCCCACCGGGCCGCGAGGCGACUCUAUCAACAACAUCCCCGUCGGUCCGCGUGGUGCACCGACUGGACCGAGAGCCAAACGCUCUGGACCCGGUCCGUUCCCAACCGGCGGACCGGGCCCCUAUCCUUCUGGCGGUAACAGGACACGAGCGUUCCCACCCGUCUCGUUUGCGCCAGUGUCUGAGGAACUCGCGCAGCGAAGAAUCGACAACAUUUGGGGAUUCUACACGGACCGCCGUGGACCGUAUGGCAAGGAGCUGAAUCGCUACUCAUUUGAGGACGGCGACAGGUUCGUCGACCGGGGCACCGAGGUGUUUGUUGCCAUCAGGCCGCCUCACAGGGACAAGCCUAGGGGAGGUGGUCGCGGCCGCGGCGGUGGUCGUGGCGGUGGCGGUGGCCGAUUCGACGACCGAAGGUUCGACGAUCGCAGAUUUGAUGAUCGUAGGUUUGAUGAUGGUAGACGAUUCGACGAUCGCAGGUUUGGGAGGGACCGCUUUGGUGGUGGUGGUGGCCGAGGCGGUGGCCGUUCAUGGGGUGAUCGUUACAUGCCCGAUCGAAGAUGAGCACCUCCCAAACAUGAGAAGGCAUUUCCCAAGGAUGAAUUUGUUGGGGCCAUGGGACGCGGUGUCACCUAGCAAAAGGAGCCUAGGACGCGCAGCUUAACAUUAAUGAAGCCCAUCACGAGACAUGGACGU
Messenger RNA from Emericellopsis atlantica, 2340 nucleotides. RefSeq lists its product as uncharacterized. The transcript has a single exon. NCBI's taxonomy places the organism in Eukaryota, Fungi, Ascomycota, Sordariomycetes, Hypocreales, Bionectriaceae. Bases 385 to 2208 code for a protein of 607 amino acids. The record is from RefSeq and is a predicted model, not a curated record.